Molecule: messenger RNA, 573 nt
Organism: Sporisorium graminicola
Lineage: Eukaryota; Fungi; Basidiomycota; Ustilaginomycetes; Ustilaginales; Ustilaginaceae
Exons: 1
Coding region: 1-573 (190 amino acids)
Cellular component (GO): membrane
Source: RefSeq, a predicted model, not a curated record
AUGAGCUCCAUCACCGACCGAGCAGCUGGCUUGAUCUCGCGCGUCAACCCGCUCAAGGACCCUGGCUUUGCCCAGAACGCCUCGCGGGCCCUUAGUUAUAACUACGGCCCCGUUUCGAUCCUGGCUGCGUUUGCUGGAUCGCACCUUUUACUGCAACACCGUCUUCCCAUGCUCUUCUAUGGGCUCGACAACAACGUCUACCCGCGUGAUGACCUCCGUGUCAACGGUGAGAAGCACGUCGCAUCGGGCAAGAUCACUCCCGCUCAGCUUCGCCGUCUCAAGCGAUGGGAGGCUGCUCACUACAACGCCGUCGAGAGCCUGCCGGUCUUUAUCGGCGCCAUCCUGUCACUGCAGUUCUCUGGUGCUUCCAACCGCUUGAUUAACCGUGUUGCUGGUGUCUACCUCACUGCACGUGCUGCCUAUGCUGUGCUUUACAUCACUGCUGAAGACCCCAAGCUGGCCUGGGGUCGCACUAUUGCUUGGUGGACCGGCAACAUCACGUGCAUCUACAGUCUUGUGCAGGCUGCCAAGCACCUCAACCACGGCGUUGCCACUGGCGUCACUGCUCUGUAG